UCCUGGUCUAAUUCCUUCCUCUUGUUCACUGGUUGUCUUAACCCUACUAAAACAAGAUGCUCUUCAGGGUCCUGGUGAUCACUGUCUUCUGUUCUCUGACUGUGGCUUUCCCCAGUUCAGAAUUAGAUUCACUCAAUAAAAAAAUACAGGAUUCAAUCAUCAACCUACUAAACUCGUUCCUUAAGCAACUUGAAUCACAAGCUUCCACAGAGGACUACACAGGUCAUGAUUUAAGCACUGACUCUGAGCGGACCAUGGACUUCAUGACAACCACAUAUUCGAAUCUUAGAAACAAACGGAAUUCUGAGUUCUCUACUGAUACUGAGAUAGUCUCCUCUGGCUUUAUGGAAGAAUUCGCUGAGAACACAGGAAGCACAGUGAACGUUCCAUUAGCUGGGACAACUAAUACAGACUCCCCUUCUUCCUGAGAAGACUCCAACUCUGAAAAAAGCCUGCGACUGCCAUUCAGGAUAUUGCGUCUUUGUAGAAAAUGAUAUAAGUCUAAGAUGCUCCCAACAAAGAAGAAAAAACAAGGAAAUGAUCCUGGAUGAGAAAUGCUGUGCCAGGCAUUUCUGAGCUCUACCCUUACCCUGUGUGGGCUUAAGAAAUAAAUGUUCAUUUGAAUUGCA
Messenger RNA from Mus pahari (shrew mouse), 629 nucleotides. Its product is annotated as kidney androgen-regulated protein-like. The coding region runs from base 57 to 428 and encodes 123 amino acids. NCBI's taxonomy places the organism in Eukaryota, Metazoa, Chordata, Mammalia, Rodentia, Muridae. The record is from RefSeq and is a predicted model, not a curated record. The transcript is spliced from 4 exons.